AUGUCCAUACAGUUUCCACGGCCAGCACCAUGGAGGAACAACAAUAUGACCCUACCACAAAAAGAAAAUCCACUGUCGGAGCAAGGGGAGACAAUAAUAGGCAUCUAUCUACUUUGUCUAGGAUGGAUGUCAUGGUUUGGAAACAGUAUUGUCAUUUUUAUCUUGUACAAGCAGAGGAACAGUUUGCUGCCCACAGAUUAUCUUACUUUUAACCUGGCAGUUUCUGACGCCAGUAUUUCUGUAUUUGGUUAUUCCAGAGGCAUUAUAGAAAUCUUCAAUGUUUUUAGAGAUGAUGGCUUUCUCAUUACCUCAAUAUGGACAUGCGAGGUGGAUGGAUUUCUCACACUGCUUUUUGGUCUGGCCAGUAUAAAUACCCUUACCCUCAUUAGUGUAACUCGCUAUAUUAAAGGUUGCCAUCCACAAAGAGCAAACUGCAUUAGCUUUGGCAGCAUUACAAUAUCAUUGGUGCUGAUCUGGAUUGCAGCCUUGUUCUGGUCAGUGGCUCCUUUACUAGGUUGGGGAAGCUAUAGGGAUCGGAUGUAUGGAACUUGUGAAAUUGACUGGUCCAAAGCCAGUUUUUCCACAAUUUUUAAAUCCUAUAUUGUGUCCAUUUUUAUAUGCUCCUUCUUCUUACCUGUGUUGGUUAUGGUUUUCUGCUAUAUUUCCAUAAUUAACACUGUUAAAUCAAGCCGCGCUUUAACUACGGAAGGGAAUUUAUCAGAAAGACAAAGGAUGGUGGAAAGAGAUGUAACUAGGGUGUCAAUUGUGAUUUGUACAGCCUUCAUAAUUGCUUGGUCUCCAUAUGCUGUUAUAUCUAUGUGGUCCUCAAGUGGAUAUUAUGUGCCUAGUCUUACUAGCAUAUUGGCAAGCCUCUUUGCAAAAUCUGCCAGUUUUUAUAAUCCCCUCAUCUACUUUGGGAUGAGCUCCAAGUUCAGAAAGGAUCUAAGCAUCUUGCUUCCAUGCACUCAGAAGAGUGGCAAGGACCCAGUCCGACUGAAACGUUUCAAACGUCUAAAGCACAAACAGGAACCUGUUCAACAAUUGAGGCAUGAGAAAUGCCUUGAACAUCCAGAAGGACAAGUCGCACCAAGUCAUGACUCUGGGGUGGGAAGCCCUAGCAAUAGCCCUCCACUUGAAUUGAAAGAUGUCUACAACUGUCAUCUAACUAUAACACCUGAAAACCCUAGUUAUCAAUGUGAUCGAUUAUGA
This is a messenger RNA of Bufo bufo (common toad), 1209 nucleotides long. Its product is annotated as visual pigment-like receptor peropsin. The record is from RefSeq and is a predicted model, not a curated record. Gene Ontology annotation, molecular function: G protein-coupled receptor activity. The transcript has 6 exons. The coding region runs from base 1 to 1209 and encodes 402 amino acids. Gene Ontology annotation, cellular component: membrane. NCBI's taxonomy places the organism in Eukaryota, Metazoa, Chordata, Amphibia, Anura, Bufonidae. Gene Ontology annotation, biological process: G protein-coupled receptor signaling pathway.